Molecule: messenger RNA, 546 nt
Organism: Prunus armeniaca (apricot)
Lineage: Eukaryota; Viridiplantae; Streptophyta; Magnoliopsida; Rosales; Rosaceae
Source: the annotation of a GenBank genome assembly
AUGGCAUGCCCUGUAUGCAAGGAAGAUGUAACUUCUAGUUGGCAUCAGAGAUGGUUGCCAUGGGACCACGAAUGGCGGGAAAAGGAUAAAGAGUUUGACGGGAACACAGAGCGUCACCUCAGACCUAGAGAAUGGUCUGGUGAUGACAUCUUGGAACAGCUUAACCGUUUGGAUUUUGCUCUGUUCAGCAAAACAGUUAGUUGGACCAGACCUUCUACACAUAUGAACUGGACGCACAAGUCUAUGUCCUUUGAGCUCCCAUAUUGGUCGAAACUAAAAUUGAGGCACAAUCUCGACGUUAUGCAUGUUGAGAAAAAUGUGUUUGACACUUUGAUAGGUACGAUUCUAGACAUUGAGGGCAAGACAAACGACACAAUCAAAGCUCGUCUUGAUUUGGAAAGAAUGGGCAUACGAAGAGGUUUAUGGAUGAACAGGGACGGUGAUAAAGCUAGAAGGGAUCUGGCAUUUUUUUCCAUGAAACCGGAUGACAAAAAAGAUUUUCUAAAGUUUGUAUCGUCGGUAAAGUUUCCCGAUGUUUGUGCCUAA